Molecule: messenger RNA, 333 nt
Organism: Candidozyma haemuli
Lineage: Eukaryota; Fungi; Ascomycota; Pichiomycetes; Serinales; Metschnikowiaceae
Exons: 1
Coding region: 1-333 (110 amino acids)
Source: RefSeq, a predicted model, not a curated record
AUGCCAGUUCCUUUCGAAGGCUUGUUGCCAUACGCCAUCAUGACGGCGUUCUUUGGCUUGGCCGGCCACGGUGUCGGCUUUAUUAGAUACUGGGACAACGGCUGGAAGAACGACAGGUGGGACUUGGACGCCUGGGACGAGAAGAUGAUGGCCAGAGACCAGCUCUUGACAGGCACCAAGAGAGGCCAGACGAGUGAAGCUAUUGCUCCUGAGCACUUCAAGACUUCUCACAUUGUGCAGCAGACUUACUGGACCCCAUACAAGGACCAGUUUUUCACUUUCAGAGAGAGAUUGUACAGAGGUUACGUCUCCGGUUCUUGGGACUUCAGUUGA